CGUAGGAGCAGCCACGUUCCGGAAAACCGUAAGAGAUCUGGCCCAAGAGGCGCGGAAUCAAGAGAAAAUCCUAGCCUAGGACGCGGCGUCGGUGCCGGCGGAGAGAGGCGGAGCCCGCAGUCGCCAGGCCGGCGCGCAGUGGCGCCCGCGCCCCCGCGCGCGUCCCCCUACCAGCCUCCGCGGGAUGGCACCGGCGGGAGGGGGCGGGGCCGGGCGCUGCUGCCUGCUCCGCGGCGGCCGCCUCCGCUGCGGCCGGAAACAAUAGUGGAGGAGCCUGAGCCGCGCGGAACGGCUGCUGCGGCGCGCGGAGCCGACGGGACAGUAUGAACGAAGAGGAGCAGUUUGUAAACAUUGAUUUGAAUGAUGACAACAUUUGCAGUGUUUGUAAACUGGGAACAGACAAAGAAACACUCUCCUUCUGCCACGUUUGUUUUGAGCUAAAUAUUGAGGGAGUACCAAAAUCUAAUCUCUUGCACACCAGAUCGUUAAGGGGCCAUAAAGACUGCUUUGAAAAAUACCAUUUGAUUGCAAACCAGGAUUGUCCUCGAUCUAAACUUUCAAAAAGUACUUAUGAAGAAGUUAAAACUCUUUUGAGUAAGAAGAUAAACUGGAUUGUACAGUAUGCACAAAAUAAGGAUCUGGAUUCAGAUUCUGAGUGUUCUAAAAAUUCCCAGCAUCACCUGUUAAAUUGCAGGCAUAAGCCUGAUAAAAAGUUACUCCCACAGUUUGACUCUCAAGUACCAAAAUAUUCUGCAAAGUGGAUAGACGGAAGUGCAGGCGCCCUCUCAAACUGUUCACAAAGAAUAUUGGAGCAGCGGGAAAAUACAGACUUUGAGCUUGCUGUGUUGCAAGAUUCAGGUGCCACUUUAUGCCACAAUAGUGUAUUGUGGCCUCAUAGUCCCAGCCAGGCACAGAAAAAAGAAGAAAUAAUCUCUGAUCCAGAGGCUAAUGUCCAGGCCCAGCAUCCGUGUUACAGCAGAGAGGAAUUGAAUUCGAUGACUCUUGGUGAGGUAAAGCAACUGAAUGCAAAGCUGCGACAGGAAAUACAGGAAGUUUUUGAAGAGUUAACACACCAAGUGCAAGAAAAAGAUUCUUUGGCCUCAGAGCUCCAUGUCCGCCACGUGGCCAUCGAACAACUCCUCAAGAACUAUUCCAAGUUACCAUGUCUGCAGCAAGUGGGGCGAACAGGAACGAAGUCACACCUACCCAUAAACAACUAAACCAAACUUAAUAUUUCCUUCCUUUGCCCUCAUGCCCCUACCAUUUGUUGGUCUGCCAGGCAUGCCGACUUUAAAGAAUUUGAAGCAAGUUAUUGGUCCCAUUUUUUUAUGGUCCUUAAAUUUGCAAAGCUGAAGGCAGUAUAUAACAUCUUUGUCAAAUAAAGCAGAUCGUUACACUCUAGUCUUCUAGGAUUAAUCAUUUUGGUCAUUCUGGGAAUCUUUCUUCCCUUUAUUACUAAGUGGCCCUCUCUAACUUAACACAAGUGACUACUGUUACAAUGUGAUUUGAUUAAACAUUUUAAUGUAAUUCACCUGCCAAAACAAUAGAAAAUUAAAAAACUUAUACUAGUCUCAACUACUAAAGAUAACUUUUAAGAGGGAAAUGGAAUUCAUAAUACACCUCUUAUUUAUUAUGAGCAAUAUUUUAAUAUGAAAGUUUUAUAUAUAAAAAUGCUAUUUUAGGUACCUUUCCAUUCUCUUUAUAAAUAUGUAUUUGAAUGCCUCUGUAUAUUAUAUUUACACUUUUCCUGUGUGACUACGUUUACUCAUAUUUCAGAUCACUGCAUUUUAUUCUCUUAAUACACUCUUUUUACUAUUGUUUUCCAAAGAUAAAUGUAUUUUGAAGUAGAAAUCUAUCUAGUUGAGUUGUUUUGACUUCUAAUAACUCUUAUGAAAGAGGAAUUAAUAACUUUUUAAAGCAAGUAUCCAAGAAAAAAGUACAUUAUUUUUUUUCUAAAAACAGUUCUGAGCUCGUUCAGAAAGAAAAUGCUAAUCUAGUUUUCGUAUGUCAGCUUGUCUCCGUAGAAAUAAAAACCUCUUCUACUUCAUUAUUACUUUCAUUCUAAUGACUUUGAUGUGUUAGAAUUUGGACAGAAUAAGUCAAGCCUCACUUCCAAGUCCAACGUAAUAUAUGUCAAAUUGAAUGUGCUGCGAAAUUGUUGUCCUAUCUUUGAAAAAAAUUUAAAAUUCUUCUGUGUGCCACUUCAGAUACAGGCUCAAGAAUCCUGAAACUGUCCAAAUUCUCUUAUCAGCAUUACUGAUCCAAAGAGAGCAUUGUGAGGCAUUUUUCCAAACUUUAGAAUUUAGUGGAAAAGAGAAGACUGCUUGACACAGGAAAACAAAACUCUAAUUCAAAAAAAAAUAAGCCCAUUUUAAAAAGAUAUUCUUGUAAGUUGCCUGUGAUGUUUCCAAAGAAUUCUGAGCUACUGUAUCAUUUUAAACAGUUAGAUAAGUUUUAUAACAAUGUGUUAUAGUAAAAGUUAUAACCAAUACAGAAUUAAAAUGGGCUCUAAAUUCUGUUUUCUGUUGGUACUUAGCUUGUAUUUAUGAGGUAAGAUCUUUGCUUGAAAGAAUCUACAGUGAAGCCCAUUAACUUGGCGGCUUCAUGCAUAAAGAUAUGAAUGACUUCUAUUUUAAAUUUGGCAGCCUGCCCUGGCUUGGGUCAGAUUUUAGUCUGAACACAAACAGUAUUUGACUAAGCAAAGAAGCGCCUCAGUCUAGUAGAAGACAAUUUUUUUGUAAUACUAACAUGUGUUAAAUUUGCCUGAGAGUAUUAAUUGAUAUCUCAAUUGAUUUUGUUUUGUUUUCAUGUAAGUCUGACAUAACUGCUUUUCGGAUGGAGUUUUUGAAAAAUGCUUUCAAUUUCUCUGACUUUUUCAAGGCAUCCAAAAUGAAUUUGAAAUCCAGGGAGUGUGGGGAUACAUUGCCUUAGUUUUGAUAAGCUUUAAACUGAAUGUGUGCAAUAUACACAAGUUGAAUAAAGACAUUUCCUGAUGAUGCCAGUAAAUAGUAAGUGUUUAGUUGUUAGGUCACAUUUUUUUAAUUUGACUUUACUCUUUUUUGGUAUAAUUCAUCAAGAAUGUUACCAGCCGUGCGCUUGCACACAUUUGUGCUUCUAUGUAGAUCACUUAGGGACAGUCAUAAAAGUUUGGGAUGUGUUGCAUUUGGUAUCAGUAGUAGUCUAUUUCCAGAGUAUGAGCCAUAUGGUGUGGUCCUAAAUGUAACAGUGUUAAUCCAAAGAAAAGUAUUUGCUUUGUUUCUGGCAAAUAUGUAGCUUUACUAAUGAGUUUGGAACAAUUGAGUGGGAUUGUGUUUGUAUUAAGGUCUUAACUGAGGAUUCUAACAUUUCAUUAGAUCUUUCUACCUAAGUUCUUCAAAGGAAAGGUGCUGUAAAUAAUCUGCGGUGCUGGUACUCACACUAGUACUUUAUUUGGAUGAAUACUGUAAUGGAAGAAUUUUUCUUGAAGGAUUUUGCACAGCAGUUUAUCCAGCCAUUUGGUAAACUUUGAUUCCUGUGUUAGUUUUCUUGAUUGAAUGAAGAUGCAAUUACUGUAUAUGCCAAAAUAAGGGAGAGUUGAGUUCUAUCUGGAGAAUAUGAAAUACUACAAAUAUUGUUACCAUCCUUGGCUAUUCUUCUGUACAAUUGUUAGUAUUUUUUGAGGAAGUAUAGAAGAAAAUCUCAGCCAUCAGUUUCAAAAAUGGCAGAAGGGAGAAGACUGCCAAUCUAACAUUUCCAGAGCUUAUAUGAUUAAGGGGAGUGAAAUAAGACGGUUUUUUCAUGUUAGAUUUCAUAAUUAAACAAAUUGGAGUUUUAAAAAUCAACUUAAAGUCCAAAAUGAUUUUGACCACAUGAAAUUGUUCACUUUAGAAAUUAAAGUUUUCAAAUUUGUUCAGACUUUAAAUUAAGGUAAAAAUCUACUUUAAGAUCAUCACUCUUUGAUCCUAACAUUUAAUAUCCAAAUUAGUCUUUUUUUUUUUUAGGGAAAAAAAAAAAAGGCAUGCACUUAGGACACCAAUAAUAGGUGAUGCAGACAGCAAAAUAGUGUUUUGUUCCAUUAUGUAGUUCUUAGAUGUUGGAGCAAAGAAAUGUUCUUAGUUUUUCAAAUUUAUGCACAUUUCACCACAAAGUGCCCAUUUUUAUAUACACUUGAGAAUUAUUUUUAAAAUAAUAAGUUCAUGUUGGAAAGUGAUUUCAAAAAUAUAGUCAAAGUAUAUUUUAUUGGCAUCUUGACAGGCAUCUUGAGAUUUCUUGGGUUUUUCAUUUGACCACAUUCUUUAACACUGAAAAUGGUAUAAAAUGCUUUCUUUUUUGUUUAGAUAUUUUUUACCUAGGUGUUUACACUGUUGAGGCUUCUUUUUCCUAGGUUGUUUUUUUUUUUAAUUAAUUUUUGAGGGUCUAUUUGCGUGUGUUGAUGUUUACCCAUUUUGCUUUUAUUUUGUUUUUUAAAAGAAAUCUGCUUGUGUCAUUAAUGUUGUAAAAUGCAAUUCAAAAUGUAUAGACUCUAAAUUUAAGAACUUUUAAAGAAUAAAUUAUUUGUUUAGCUUAGAAGGAGGUUCAGUUGGUGACCAUAAAAUUAGGUUGUGACAUAAAAGUUUUCAAAUGGGACAGUGUAAAGUUCUAAUAGUGUUUCUUUUUUUCUGAUUUACUGACAGAUAUUGCUUAUACUGAAGUAAGAUAUCUGAGUAUUUCUAAGUACUUAAUAAAAAGUUUAGUACUCUAAAACGUUUUUUAAAGAUCUUUUGUUCGGAUGCAGCUAUAAUGCAAGGGUGAUUAAUUCCAUUUCAGUGUUUUUUAAUUGCAUUAUUAACUUCAGAUUGGUAGGAAUAAUUAUGGAGGAAAUUUGUGGUGAAAAUCAAAAAUAAAAGUAAAACUUGUAAGAAAUAAAGAGAAAACCUUCAAAAGGUAAUUCUUGCCAUGUUAAGUUUUGUGGUGAUAUCAUGGGAAGGACUUUAUUUACCAAAAAAAUAAGGUAAUAGGGCUCCCGCACAAGGAAAGGUAUCUUGGAGGAGGGCUCUAGAACAGUGGAAUUACGAGGUUCUGUCCUAGCUCAGUAUAUUCAUUAACUUCUUCCUUUCCCAAUUGCUCUUGUUACAGAAUUUAGUCUAACCUAUUAAGCAACGUGGUCAUCUUGCUAUGAACCAAUCAUAGCAAGUCGCUAGCAUUAGAUUUUUUUUUAGCACCUAGCUUGUAACAUAUAUUUUCCCCAUUCUCUUUGGUUUAAAAAGUGUCCAGAUUAUGAAGGCAUUUUAGUAAUAUUGAAUUAGUACACAAUUUUAAGCUUACCAAAGUAAAACAGAAAUAUGAAGAUGAGUAUUACCCGCCCCCAUAAAUGAAGUGUUAGUUGAACUUUCCUCAACUGUUUACACAGCAAAGGGAACUUUAGCAAAUAUGUGUUUCUUUUUUCAAACAUGGGUAGGAUGUUUAUUUCCAUUCUUCUGCCUCCAAAAGAGGCAGUUUACAAAGUGUUCAGUAGUGACUUCUGCUUAAAUACCACCAUCCCUACUUUUACAGUCCAUGUGUGUGUGUUAACUUUGUUUUAAAUCUGAGUGUAUACUGUGAUCAUUGAACUUGCUGUUAGAAAUUUAUUUUACAAAAUUGUGCUAGGGUCUUUGGGAAAAGAAAAUUAAACUGUAGUCGUGAAGAACCAGUUGGUUUCAAAAGAGUUUUAGACCUUACUUGGCUAUGUUUUUUCUUUUAAAACUGCAAUAAUUUAUAUAUUUGUAUUGUUCUGCUUUGGAAAUGUAACUACAUAUGCUUGUCUACUAUUUUUAAUUUUACAACAAUAAAAUAAAUAUUUUGUUAUCUGUUA
Hyaena hyaena (striped hyena) is the source of this 5809-nucleotide messenger RNA. It is a transcript of the gene CUNH21orf91, whose product is annotated as chromosome unknown C21orf91 homolog. Bases 324 to 1220 code for a protein of 298 amino acids. The record is from RefSeq and is a predicted model, not a curated record. The transcript is spliced from 5 exons. NCBI's taxonomy places the organism in Eukaryota, Metazoa, Chordata, Mammalia, Carnivora, Hyaenidae.